This is a messenger RNA of Coffea arabica (coffee), 3112 nucleotides long. Lineage: Eukaryota; Viridiplantae; Streptophyta; Magnoliopsida; Gentianales; Rubiaceae. The record is from RefSeq and is a predicted model, not a curated record.
GCAGGAUAUUGCAACCUUACCAGAACCCGACCUUUAUCCACAAACAAAAUCCAACGAUUGAAAGGUUUCCCAAACCAGAAUCGUUAUCUUUUUCUUUUCUUUUCUUUUUUUUUUUUUCCCUGUAGGAAAAAGUUCGGUUGGUUGGAUUUGGUUCCGAGUUCGACAGUGAACUUUGCCCGGUCCAAUCUCCGGAAAUGCCUUCCCAUCUUCACAAGCAAAGCUAUCCUCAAAUCCCAUCCUUGAUAAAAAAAAACACCUAAGAUCCUCAAUCCUCAACAUCCAUAAUCAACUCUACUCCUCUUCUCUUCUUUCACUUUUAGUUGACGUAAAUCCAAAAUCCAAUCGCAUGUCUAAACAGACCUACAGAGUAUGCUUUUGUUGCCGGCGAAGGUUCAAGCUGGCUUCUGCAGAGGCCCCGGCUGAAAUCAAGUCCAUAUUCGACCGCUACUCCGAAAACGGGACCAUAAGCGUUGAUAACCUCCAUCGUUUCUUGGUUGAAGUUCAAAAGCAAGAGAAUGCCACGGUGGAGGAUGCUGGAGCCAUCAUAAAUAGCCUUCAUGAGCCUAAACACCUCAACAUUUUCCAUCGCAGCGGUCUUAAUCUUGAGCAAUUUUUCAAGUAUCUUUUUGGAGAUAUUAAUCCUCCUAUUGAUCCUCGUCGCGGGGUUCAUCAUGAUAUGCAUGAUCCAUUGUCUCAUUACUAUAUAUAUACCGGGCAUAAUUCUUAUUUGACUGGGAAUCAGCUAAGUAGUGACUGCAGCGAUGUCCCUAUAAUAAAUGCACUCCAGAAUGGUGUGAGAGUAAUCGAAUUGGAUAUAUGGCCUAAUUCCACAAAAGAUGAUGUUGAUGUCCUGCAUGGAAGGACGCUGACAACUCCUGUGCAACUCAUCAAAUGCUUGAGGUCUAUUAAAGAGCAUGCAUUCUCUGCAUCCGAGUAUCCUGUUGUUAUCACACUUGAAGACCAUCUUCCUCGGCAUCUUCAAGCUAAAGUAGCUGAGAUGAUUAAUGAAACAUUUGGAGAUAUGCUGUUCGUACCUGGAUCAGACGGUCUAAGAGAGUUUCCCUCGCCAGAAUCCUUGAAAAGAAAGGUUAUGAUAUCAACUAAACCACCUAAGGAGUACUUAGAGGCAAAAGACCUUAGUGGAGAACAGAAUGAAGUGAAGGAAGGAAAACAAUCAGCUGAAGCAGAACCUUGGGGAAGAGAAAUCUCAAUUAAUAAAUCUAGGACCAAUGAUGAGGAUGAUCUCAAUGAAGAGGAAGCUCAUGAGGACGAUGACGAUGAUGAAGUAGAUCGCAAGUCUCAGCAAAUUGCAGUCCCAGAAUAUAAACGUUUGAUUGCAAUCCAUGCUGGAAAGGGAAAGGGUGGACUGGAUGAUUGGCUGAGGCUCGAUCCUAACAAAGUGAGACGCCUUAGUUUAAGUGAGCUAGAACUUGAGAAGGCUGCUGUAACUCAUGCAAAAGAAAUUAUAAGUUUUACUCAGAGGAACUUGUUGAGAGUAUACCCAAAGGGAAUACGUUUUGACUCAUCUAAUUACAAUCCCCUCAUUGGAUGGAUGCAUGGGGCACAGAUGGUCGCACUAAACAUGCAGGGUUAUGGAAGAUCACUCUGGGUGAUGCGUGGAAUGUUCAGGGCCAAUGGUGGCUGUGGAUAUGUUAGAAAACCAGAUAUCUUAUUGAAGACUGGUAAUGAGAUUUUUGACCCUAAAGCCAAAUUACCAGUUAAAACUACACUGAAGGUGAAAAAUUUAACCUUGUUGAUCAUUUUCAGGACGCUGACCACUCCAGUGCCACUCAUUAAAUGCUUGAAGUCUAUUAGGGAGCAUGCUUUUGUCAAAUCUCCCUACCCUGUAAUAAUUACUUUGGAGGAUCACCUCACUCCGGACCUUCAGGCUAAAGUUGCAGAGAUGGUAAUUCAAAUUUUUGGAGAAAUGCUGUAUUACCCGGAGUCGGGAUGCUUAGAAGAAUUUCCCUCUCCGGAAGCAUUGAAGCAUCGAAUAAUUCUUUCAACCAAACCACCAAAAGAGUACCUUGAAAUAAAGAAUCAGAAAGAAGGAACUUCUUCACCUGCGGAAAAGGAUUCUUCUGAAGAUGAUUUUUUUAUGAAGGAUACGUUGGAGGGCGACCCAAAGUACGAUAGUGAUCCAGAUGAUGAAGAUGGAGACAUCCAAAACCAAAAAUCAUCCCAACUAGCAGCACCGGAGUACAAGCGUCUCAUUGCUAUUCAUGCUGGGAAGGCAAAACAGGGGUUGAGGCACGCAUUAGUAACUGGGCUGGACAAAGUUAAGCGUCUUAGUUUGACUGAACAAGACCUUGAAAGGGCUGCAUCUUUAUAUGGAACUGAUGUUGUGAGGUUUACACAGAAGAAUAUUCUGAGGGUGUUUCCAAAGGGAACAAGAGUAACCUCGUCCAAUUUUCACCCUUUAGUUGGCUGGACGCAUGGAGCUCAAAUGCUUGCAUUCAAUAUGCAGGGGUAUGGAAAAUCACUUUGGUUGAUGCAUGGGUUGUUCGGAUCUAAUGGAGGUUGCGGUUACGUUAAGAAGCCUGACUUUCUCAUGAAAAGGGGACCGCGGAAUGAGCUAUUUGAUCCUAAAGUAAAAUUGCCAGUUAAGAAAACUUUAAAGGUAAGCGUGUAUUUGGGAGAUGGAUGGCGAUUAGAUUUCAGUCACACACAUUUUGAUUCAUAUUCACCGCCAGACUUCUACACAAAGGUUCAGAUGGUAGGAGUGCCUGCAGAUGAGGCCAAGAAAAAGACGAGGAUAAUAGAGGAUGACUGGGGACCGAUAUGGGAUGAGGAUUUCACAUUCCCAUUGACAGUUCCUGAGUUAGCUUUGCUUCGGAUUGAAAUCCGUGAGCAUGACAUGUCGGAGAAGGAUGAUUUUGGGGGACAGACAUGCUUGCCUGUUUCGGAGUUGAGACCGGGGAUCCGAGCAGUUCCAAUUUACGAUAAGAAAGGAGAGAAACUUAGAUCUGUAAGGCUUCUGAUGCGGUUCCAGUUUAUAUGAACCCUACUGCAUCCUUCAAGCCCGCCCGCGACGCGCUUCUUUUCCAUCCUUAAUGUUGUAGUAGAGUUGGAUUUGCGCGACCAGAUCGUUUGUACAGAGGAGUGCUGCAAU